Haliotis rubra (blacklip abalone) is the source of this 843-nucleotide messenger RNA. RefSeq lists its product as uncharacterized. The coding region runs from base 289 to 810 and encodes 173 amino acids. The record is from RefSeq and is a predicted model, not a curated record. The transcript has 2 exons. Lineage: Eukaryota; Metazoa; Mollusca; Gastropoda; Lepetellida; Haliotidae.
GUACAUAUAGAUUUGACACAUCACUUUUGCUUCAUCCCAUGCUAAUAAAAUACAUAGAUUCGGGAUAUACAAUAUAUCACAUCAAUUCUAUAUCAAUGUCGGUCCAUUUCAACACCAUUCAGCUCUAUUGUAUACCAUUAAUGAUAAAUUUAUGUAAUUUAAUGAAUUGUCACUCUUGAUUAUUGAACAGCCUUAAUAUAGUUUGGUAAAUUGGCACAACACAAUACCAUUUCAAGAAACCAUCUUUUACUCAGCUACAGAUAAGAAGGCCUUUACCGUGUAAGAAGCAUGAAUUUUGUAUGUGUAAUACCGACCCUGGCUUAUUUGUUUACAGCUAACUACUUGGAAAAAGCAUUCGUGGAGGUGAUGGACAAAGAUGUCAGCCUCUGCUCUGACGUCCAGGUGGUGUGGUGUGGAGAGGUACCUAACACUGUUGCUGCUCGUGAGAAGUUCACCUUCACCUGCAAUGUCACCUUCCCUGUCCGCUUUGUCCGUGUCACAAGGCGAUCCGCAAGUUCCGUACGUCUCAAAAUCGGACAUGUUGACGUGCAAGGGGGAGGGACUAUGAAGCCAUAUCGCUCAUACUACAAGCCGUCCAAGAACAAGAAGGUGUCCAAUCCGUUCCUGACAACGUCGGCCAUUACAGCCGGCGACUGCGGCAUCGUGUGUCACCAGCAUCAUUCAUGCAUCGACUUCAGCUACAGUGCAACAGCGCCGACUGAUGGGAACUGUCUGCUAACCGACAAAGCCUUGUCUUCACAUCACGUCAACGACAAUUCUUGGACAACCUACACCAUGUACUGUAUGUAAGAAUUCAACUAAAAAUACACUCUCCACCUCUUU